CUCCAAUGGCCCCCCCGACCGGUGUCAACGGGGUCCUGCCCGUCACGGUGCUGCAGAAGAAUGCCCCCGCCUCUGCACCCCGCGGUCCAAAAGCUGCUUCACCGCGGCUGAAGCUUGUCCUACGCAGGCUCCCCCCCGGCCUCACCAAGACCGAAUUUGAGACCGCUCUAGGAGACGAGUGGAAGCCAGGUUCAGGCAAGGUCGACUGGAUGGUCUACAAGAAGGGCAAGAUCUCGAAAGACGCGGCCAAACCGUCCAGGCCCUCUCGGGCGUAUUUCCAUGUCAUAUCGCAGUCUCAUGUCACCCCCCUCGGCGAUCACGUCCGCCAGGCCUCCUUCAACGAUGCUGCCAAAUCCCACCAGGACAAUGCCCUUAUCGGCCCGCCUGUGCUCGAGUUCUCGCCCUACCACCGCAUACCGGGAGGACGGAGGCGGAAUGAUGCUCGCCAGGGCCUGAUUGACCAAGACCAAGAGUUCAAGGACUUCCUCGAGAGCCUUACUAAUCCUGUCACCAAACCAAGCGCAGUGGAUGUCGCUGAGGGUCAUAAAGAGGAGAAGGUCACAACUACUCCUCUGAUUGAAGCCCUCAGGGAGAAGAAAGCUAACAAGGACAAGCCUAGUAAGACGGCUGCUAAACAUGGGCGUGGAGAAUCGAAAGAGGAUCCCUCGGAAAAGAAAAUCUUAGCCAAGGCCGGCAAGGAUGCUGCAUCGGCCUCGGGAGACAAGAGCAGGAGACUCAGCAAGGCAGAGAAAGCAGCGAAGGAAGCCGUCAAGGUCCUCAACAAGGAGGCUUCCGCGUCCAAAGACGGAACCCUGACCUCAACCGAGAAGACUGCCCCAGGUGCACCCUCCCCCGCCCCGGAACGCAAGCGUGGAAACGUGAGCAUCGCAAAAUCGAUGCUCCAACGUGACCUUGGCCUUGGACCCGGCCCCAAUCGUCGUCGAGGCACGAAGCGAGAAGUAACACCCGCUGUCCAGGAAUCUGGUCUGAAAUCCGAAGAGACAACAGCUGGCAAGCAGAAGGGGAAGGAGGCCCCAGCUCUCGCUGCUGCCGCUGCCGCAUUAAUUACAGAGAAGACUGCCCCCACAUCUCCAAAGAAGGAAAAUCCUCGCCCAACGCGGGCUGAACGUCGCGCGUACAAGGCUUCCUUGGCAGACAUAACAAACAGCAACAAGACUCCCGGGGAGAACUCGAAGGCGCAGGCCAAGGCUGCUCCCCCUGCUCCCACGAUUCUCAAAAAGCCGCAAGGUGUGCAAAUCCCCACGACCCCCAAGGGUUCAGCUGCCACACGUGUACCACCCACUGAACCGGCCGCCACGAGGGCCCCGGCCUCCCAACCGCAAUCCGCCACAGCCAAGAGUGAGAUAUCAAAACCAUCCCGUCCCCAAGCCCCCACGGCCUCACAAUCCUCAGCUGCUUCCCCAGUGCCUACCCCCACAGGCCGUCAAGCGUUUUUGAAACACGCCAAUGCGUCCCAGGGCAUUACCGAGCCGCUGAUCGAAGAGGCAUUGAAGGCUUUCGGAGCCAUUGAGAAAGUGGAGAUUGACAAGCGCAAGGGGUUUGCCUAUGUGGACUUCGUCGAAGCGGAAAGCCUGCAAAAAGCCAUCGCAGCAAGCCCAGUCAGAGUUGCUCAGGGAGCCGUUCAGGUCUUAGAGAGGAAAGAGAAGGUUGUGAGGAGACAGCCUCACCCAGGGCCUCAUGGACCUCCAACGGGACCAGCACGUGGCGGCCGUGGCGGUUUCCCAGGGCGUGGGAGGGGAAGGGGUGGAGCGCGGGGCGGAGGACAUGUUGCAGCGGCUCCCACGGCCAGUGCUAGUGAUACAGUGGCUGCUCCACCGACCACGAGCGCGGCGCCUGCACCAGCGCCUCCGGCUAUCAGUGAGGCCGCGACUUGA
Lindgomyces ingoldianus is the source of this 1895-nucleotide messenger RNA. RefSeq lists its product as uncharacterized. Gene Ontology annotation, molecular function: mRNA binding. Gene Ontology annotation, cellular component: nucleolus; cytoplasm. The coding region runs from base 6 to 1895 and encodes 629 amino acids. The record is from RefSeq and is a predicted model, not a curated record. Lineage: Eukaryota; Fungi; Ascomycota; Dothideomycetes; Pleosporales; Lindgomycetaceae. The transcript has 2 exons. Gene Ontology annotation, biological process: nuclear-transcribed mRNA catabolic process, nonsense-mediated decay; positive regulation of translation.